UGUUAGUCUCUCUUUCUCCGUCUCUCUCUUCCCUCCCUCCCUCGCUCUGCACACUAAGAGUAUCUUGGGUCUGUCCGUUUCUAAACCUCUUCUCUCUCUCUCUCCACCUUUCUCAACUCUUCCAAACUACCCCAACAACUUACUCCAUCUCACUUCACUACUCUCUCGUCCGCUUCCAUCACCAAAAAAGCUUGCGCCCGAUUAUAUCAGGCCUCACUCAAACAUCUCCCAUCACUCAUCUGUGUUUCGCCCGUGGGGGCUUAGUUUAGCUGCGGUUGCUGUGUUGUCGCGAGGCAACGCUUGAGACCGCGCGAGUUCUCAGCCUCAUUCCACCCACUGUUGUGACGUCCGCGUUUGACUCCACACCCGACCACAUCACACUCUGUCGCCGACCCUGAACACUCAAUCGACAUCUCCACCAAAGGUUAAAAGUCGCCUUUUAACUUUCGAUACUUCUGUGUUUGGCGCGCUAUCACCGGCUCACCAGAAAUCACGCUUCCGUCCACACCUCUCCUGAUCGCCUUUCGCCUUCCGCAACAAACUCCCAUCUACAUGCGAUAGCGACAGCACCACCUGCCACGAAACAUCCAGCGCCGUCAUCUCGACGUCGUUCACACCACACUCAACAGUUCGAUAACUAGCCUCCAGCUUCCAACAGCCCUGGGGUGAAGCCUUUCGACGAUAAUCAUAAUGUCAGGAAUGUAUAAUGCGCAUCGGGGAAUGGGCCCUGCGCCUGGAAACCCGCGCUUGAAUGAGCUCCUCGAUCAGGUUCGCGCCGAGUUUGAGACUCAGGCGAGAGCGAGUGGAGAGUAUGAACACUCCAUCGGGCAGCAGUUACAGGAGAUGCAAAUGGUCCGCGAAAAAGUCUAUCAAAUGGAACAGACCCACAUGGCCUUAAAACAGAAGUACGACGAAGAGAUCGCUCGCCUGCACAGAGAACUUGAAGCCCGCGGCGGUCCUUCCGUGUCAAGAACUGGCGGACCACCCCAACACGUUGGGCCAACUCAGGCACCACCGCCUUCAAUCGGCCAUGGCCCAAGCAACCUUUUCGGAGGCAUCAUGGCCGGCCAAGGCCAAGCUGGCCCAGGCCUCCCACCUCAGCCCACACCACAGGACCAGGGACCUCCACAACACCAGAUGCCACAGCCACCAGGACUCCAACAAGGUCCUCCGCCACCCGCACAAGGUCCAUUCCAGCCAGCUGGCCAGUAUGGUCCUCCCCCGGUGCAAAAUGGCUACCCCUCCCAGGGUCCUCCACCUGCGUCACCAGGAACGAUCGCCAAGCGUGGCCCAGCCAGAGGCCCCGGUGCCCCAGCGACGCCAAACCUUGGACCCCAGCAUCACGAGCAGAGACCAGGUCCCAUCCCAGGGCCGUCUUACAACUCGCACAUUGCUAAUGUCGGAAAUGCACUGGCAGAGCUGGACCUCGAGCGCCUCCCAGACCACCAGAAGAAGGUCGAGUCGGAUUGGUUCGCCAUCUUCAACCCUCAGGUUCCAAGGGUUCUUGACGUUGAUCUGCUCCACACUCUGCAGCACGAGAGCGUCGUCUGCUGCGUUCGCUUCAGCCACGAUGGCAAGUAUGUAGCCACUGGCUGCAACAGAUCCGCUCAAAUCUUCGAUGUCCACAGCGGACAGAAGGUCUGCGUUCUUCAGGACGAUUCAGCCGACUCGGCUGGAGACUUGUACAUCAGAAGUGUCUGCUUCAGCCCCGACGGCAAGUACCUCGCGACAGGUGCCGAGGACAAGCUGAUCCGCGUUUGGGACAUUGCCUCGCGCAAGAUCCGCAACACAUUCGCCGGUCACGAGCAGGACAUCUACUCCCUCGACUUCGCCAAGGAUGGCCGCACCAUCGCAUCCGGAAGUGGUGACCGUACCGUCCGCCUGUGGGAUAUCGAGACCGGCAACCACAUCAUGUCUCUCAGCAUUGAGGAUGGUGUUACUACUGUUGCUAUCUCCCCUGAUACCCGCUACGUCGCUGCUGGAUCCCUCGACAAGAGCGUCAGGGUCUGGGAUAUCGCCACUGGAUAUCUCGUCGAGCGCCUCGAGGGUCCGGAUGGACACAAGGAUUCCGUCUACUCGGUCGCUUUCGCGCCUAAUGGCAAGGAUCUCGUCUCUGGUUCUUUGGACAGGACCAUCAAGAUGUGGGAGCUGAUGGCCCCACGUGGAGGACACCCCAACACCGGACCAAAGGGUGGAAGGUGCAUCAAGACCUACGAGGGACACAAGGACUUCGUCCUCAGUGUCGCCCUCACCCCAGACGGAGCCUGGGUCCUCUCCGGCUCCAAGGACCGCGGCGUCCAAUUCUGGGACCCCCGCACCGGCAGCACCCAGCUCAUGCUUCAGGGCCACAAGAACUCGGUCAUCUCCGUCGCGCCCAGCCCCGCCCCGGGCGGCUUCUUUGCCACCGGCUCCGGCGACAUGCGCGCGCGCAUCUGGUGCUACAAGAACAUCGCGCCGCAGUAGAUGUAGGUCUCCACGAACUUUUGUCAAGCAAACAAGUGUGGUUCAGGACUGGCUGCUGAGGCGGGGGCGGAGGAACAAGGUCGGACGAACGAAGCUUUGGAUGACUUUGAGAAAUACGAUGCUAUGUACGGACAGUGUGGUGUUGAGUUUUUAUUAUUUUUUGUUUCGCGGAGUACAAUGGGUUUUCUGGGUGCUUUGGUUCCGGGGGGGGCAAGUCGUCGUCGGUCGUCGGUCGGUCGGUCGGUUGGUAGGAGGAUGGGGAGAAGGAGAGGAUAGAGAGUUUGAGUACGAUGUUGAUGUUGAUGUGUUGGAGUGAGGAUGAAAGGGGGGGGCGACGACAUCGUGUUUUUUUUUAUUGAAUGCAAAUGCAGAUGCAUCCGGCAUUACCGCUACAGUGGGGG
Molecule: messenger RNA, 2864 nt
Organism: Pseudogymnoascus verrucosus
Lineage: Eukaryota; Fungi; Ascomycota; Leotiomycetes; Thelebolales; Thelebolaceae
Gene: TUP1
Product: general transcription repressor
Exons: 4
Coding region: 691-2463 (590 amino acids)
Biological process (GO): mRNA splicing, via spliceosome
Cellular component (GO): U4/U6 x U5 tri-snRNP complex
Molecular function (GO): U4 snRNA binding; U6 snRNA binding; protein binding
Source: RefSeq, a predicted model, not a curated record